AAAAACACAUUGUUGUGCCACUUAGUUAAAUUACACUUUGAAACCUACUUCAUAAUUUCAAGUUUUAAGAUGCCCGUCUUAGUAAAAGGUCACAAAUGAUGCAAUAAAACAAGCUGUCUUAUAUAUGUGCGUUAUUUUAUCCAAUAGAAAAUUCACAAGAACAUCAUCUGUAAGGAUAAAAGGGACAUUUGGGAAAAUAUAAUGCUUCUCACUUUGUUACUGGAAUGGGAUCUUACCCAUUAAAGAUGAAACUGAUUAUUACAAAAAUUAGGUAAGAAAUGGGUUAAUCUCUACUAUAGACGCAGUAUCCACUUUAAAUAUUUGUGGCUCUGCGUAUAUCAUAUAUUUACACUUUUCAUCAAAGAAAAAGAGGGUCUCCUGCUUCGUGACAAUGAGGACUGUUUUCUUGAUAGCAGCUUCACUCACGCUCUGCGUGCAUAGCUUGAGCUUGGAUCGACUGUUCCGAAGCUAUGCCGGCCCCGACAGCACGAUGGAGUUGGAUGAGUUCAGCAAAUACUGGGGACACUUCGACAUGGACGGAAACGGCAACGUGACCAAGCAAGAGUUUGAUACAACCUGGAAAAAUGAAGAUUUGGGAGACGAGGAUAGAGCACCCUUCUUCUUCCUGGAAAUGGACAGAGUCCCUGACGAGGUUCUCAACGAUCUGGACUACGUUCAUAUGUUCAGAAUCUUUGAUGAAAACGGUGACAGUCAUAUUACCAAAACCGAGUUCAAGUUCAACUGGGAAGGCUUGUUCGACGAAUAAAAAAGUUGGGCAGAAAAACUACAGAAAAUGAUGUUAUUCAUCAGAAACGUGGCGAACGCGAUUGUCGCUUUGUUGGGGUUUUUUUUUUCAAUAAGCUUACCCUUUUCCAUAAUUUCUCUUUUCUGGUCUCUAUCGUUUACUCAGCAAUAUAAAUCGAAUCCUUGCUAGAAAAAUAAACAUUCUGAGCCUUAUUCCUUAGUGGAGUGUCGAAAUCAGGUAGAAGGAAAAAGAGACAGUUGUCCAUUCCAAAAUACCGUUUUAAACACUCUUCAGUUGUUGAAAGAGAAGGAAACUCACUUUCCGUUUUGAAAGAUUACUUUUAUCGGUCUCUUCCAUUGUUAAAAUAAAAUUUUCUGGUAACUAAUAAAAUGAUUACACACUUAA
This is a messenger RNA of Aplysia californica (California sea hare), 1150 nucleotides long. RefSeq lists its product as uncharacterized. Lineage: Eukaryota; Metazoa; Mollusca; Gastropoda; Aplysiida; Aplysiidae. The transcript has 4 exons. The record is from RefSeq and is a predicted model, not a curated record. Gene Ontology annotation, molecular function: calcium ion binding. The coding region runs from base 392 to 766 and encodes 124 amino acids.